AUGUCGAAACGAGGACGCGGUGGUGCCUCUGGCAACAAAUUGAAAAUGACCCUGGGAUUGCCUGUCGGAGCGGUAAUCAACUGCGCAGACAACUCCGGCGCACGAAAUCUCUACAUCAUCAGCGUGAAGGGCAUCGGCGCCCGGUUGAACCGUCUCCCAGCUGCAGGUGUGGGUGAUAUGGUUAUGUGCACAGUGAAGAAAGGCAAACCAGAACUCCGCAAGAAAGUGCACCCCGGUGUCGUGGUCAGGCAGAGCAAGCCGUGGAGAAGAGCUGAUGGGGUGUAUCUAUAUUUUGAGGAUAAUGCUGGUGUGAUCGUGAAUCCCAAAGGCGAAAUGAAAGGCUCUGCCAUUACGGGGCCCGUGGGGAAGGAGGCAGCGGAGCUGUGGCCCAGAAUUGCUAGUAAUUCGGGUGUGGUGAUGUGA
Bacidia gigantensis is the source of this 423-nucleotide messenger RNA. It is a transcript of the gene RPL23, whose product is annotated as 60S ribosomal protein L23. The record is from RefSeq and is a predicted model, not a curated record. Gene Ontology annotation, molecular function: structural constituent of ribosome; large ribosomal subunit rRNA binding. Gene Ontology annotation, biological process: translation. The coding region runs from base 1 to 423 and encodes 140 amino acids. Gene Ontology annotation, cellular component: cytosolic large ribosomal subunit; ribosome. The transcript is spliced from 6 exons. Lineage: Eukaryota; Fungi; Ascomycota; Lecanoromycetes; Lecanorales; Ramalinaceae.